Theobroma cacao (cacao) is the source of this 1113-nucleotide messenger RNA. Lineage: Eukaryota; Viridiplantae; Streptophyta; Magnoliopsida; Malvales; Malvaceae. The record is from RefSeq and is a predicted model, not a curated record.
AUGAAGAUUCUUCAACAGAAUCUCGCUCUUAACCAACCAGGAUCAGUGAAGAUCAUCCUGGAAGAAGAAGACGAUCUAUGGCUUGCCUACAACCUUUUUGCCAAGGGUGACACAAUCGUCGCCGACACCACCAGGAAAGUUAUUCACAACAAAAGCUCUGCCAAUGGCAAGAGGAAGGACUCAACUCGGGUCAAAACCAAACUCGAAAUCAGAAUCACGGACGUUGAUUAUGAGAAAGACUCGUCCAAAGUGCGCGUGCGGGGUAGGAACCUCGUGGCCAAUGAACUCAUGGCGUACGGUGCGUACCAUACCCUGGAGAUUGAGAUGAACAAAGAGUUUGAUCUUUCAAAGAAACACUGGGACUCGGAUGCCAUUGACACUUUGCAUGAAGGUUCUGAAAAAGCAUCAGGAGCCGACCUAGCCGUGGUGCUCUUUCAACAAUGGUCGGCUCAAGUGUUUCUGAUUGGACACAAGGUCACAACCCUUGCAAAGGUUGAGGCUUCAAAAACCAACAAUAAGACCGCCUCAAACAAGUUUUUUGAAAAGGUUUUUCAGGCUUUUGUAAAGCAUGUGGAUUUCAACACCGUUCGUUGUGUUGUGUUAGGAAGCCCGGAUUCUACAAAAGAAGAGUUUCGAGGUUAUUUGUUCCAGGAAGCACAAAGAUUGAAGAUGAAACGGGUCGAAGAAAACAAGUCACGAUUUGUAAUGGUAAAUAUAGGGAACAAGAAUAGUUUGAAGGAGGUUUUGCAUGACAACGAAGUGAUGGGAUUGAUUAAAGAUACGAAAGCCGUGAUGGAAAUCAGGGCUUACAAGCAGUUUUCGGACUUGUUAUUGACUGAUUCGGAUCGUGCAUGUUAUGGGCCACGGAGCGUGGAAACUGCACAGGAGAUGAUGGCCAUUGAGACCCUUUUGAUUAUGGAUGAGUUGCUUAGGAAUAAAGAGAUUGCAUUGAGGAAAAAGUACAUGGAGUUGGUGAAAUCUGUGAAGAAAGCAGGAGGGAAAGCGUUUCUGUUCUCGUCUAUGCAUGUUUCAGGAGAGCAGUUGGCGCAGUUGACCGGUAUUGCCGCCAUUCUGAGGUUUCCAUUGCCUCAACUUGAUGAACUUGUACUUUGA